Molecule: messenger RNA, 435 nt
Organism: Cladophialophora immunda
Lineage: Eukaryota; Fungi; Ascomycota; Eurotiomycetes; Chaetothyriales; Herpotrichiellaceae
Exons: 2
Coding region: 1-435 (144 amino acids)
Source: RefSeq, a predicted model, not a curated record
AUGCCGGCACCGAUCGGUUCACAGACGUUAGCAAAGGUCCUGGCUCUCAUACGGAAUAAAAGUGAUGUAUGCUUCACCCAGUUGCUCAGUGGCUUUGAGGACAGUGGACUUUUGCACCGGCUCUGCACAAGGCAAUGGUGGCCGCGAGCCCACGCAGCGACUUCGGGCCUGGCGAUGCUGGCCGGCAACCUAGCGCCUGCAAAUUACUUUGAACCUAGUAACGACUACUAUGAUUUUCUGACGGAGAUCGGCUUGGGGGGAGCUUACGCGAAUGCUGAGGAAGAGAUCAAACUGUUUAUCAACUCCGAGGAAGCGAAGCUGGUCAAGUUUGAGGGUGGACCGCACUUCUUGAGCUAUACUCACCACGCACAACUGCAUCAGGACUUGCUGCGCUUCGUUAGGCGAUGGAGUGGCAAUGCGAGGGCUAUCAUCUAG